Molecule: messenger RNA, 5822 nt
Organism: Sclerotinia trifoliorum
Lineage: Eukaryota; Fungi; Ascomycota; Leotiomycetes; Helotiales; Sclerotiniaceae
Source: the annotation of a GenBank genome assembly
UUCAACCAGUGACCACAAGUGUCGACUUACAAAAUAUAGUACCACUUAACCUUACAAGUAAAUUGCUCAGCUAUGAAUUCUACUGCUGUUGUUUUUGUUUUUGAACAAACCAACCUCAACAUCAAAAUCAAUACCGAGUCCCGGAGCCAUUUUCGACCAUUAAGGCUACGAAUACAUGAAAGAUUAUUGAACUGACCCCUAUCAUCAACAUCUAUCUACAGCCGCACCUCACACUUUCCAGAUGAGCUAUUAGCCAGGCAUUAUCAAAUAAUACAGUACCUACUACCGUCGAUAGGUCUACCGAUUCGCCAGAUCCUAAUAGUCCUUUGAGGCUGCCAUAGCACCAAUUGGUUGAGUUGAUUCAGGUAGGUCUUGCUUGCCUCCAUCUUGGAAUCAGCCAGCUGAGCAGAGAGUUGAGCAUUGGAGAAUUGAGAAUUUUAAGAAUUGAUUCCGCCUUAUCCGCCUGCACUUCCACCCCUCUACCUUUCUGCGGAGAUACGGAAUAUAUGGGAUGCAUAAAGCAAUCCUUGCAACUGUCGAACUGAGUGCACCAAAUCACAUUCAUUCAUAUUAAUAGAAGCAAGCACUACCUACUCGUACUCGUAAUGAACUCAGAAUCCAAAUCUAUCUUUGCUUCCAAAAUUGACGACAGCUUUCAUCAUCAUCACCAUCACCACCAUCAUCUGCAUCAAGGAGUGAACAGAGUCAAGAGCAAAGUCGGCCGCGGAACAAUCACAAUCACCAAAAAUCCCAUACCGUUACCAAUACCCAUACCGACACCCUUACCAAUAAUACCAAUUUCAGAACAAACACAGACGUCAUGUGGGGUCGAGAGCCAUGGAUCUAGCUUGGAUCGGACAAAGGGACAGGGGUCCACUCCAACACACGGGUCAGAAGAACUAGAAACUCGAGAUUCUCGAGAAACUCGACUGUUCACCUCAAAAACCCAUUCUCAACCUCAAAUCACUCGUGUUGUUGAUAUUCCACUAUCACCGUUGCGAGAAUCCACCUCCUGGUCUAUUGCUUCCUAUGGAGACGCAGAAGAAUUAGAGGAUAUAGAGAUUCAAAGAGCGGCCGUCUCAUCUAUCACUUCAUCUACGGCCCUCCCGUCCUUGUCGCGACAGCACUCAAAACAUUCCAGAGAGGAGGACAAUAAUGUUUCGGGGACAACCAUCGACGCAAUCCCGGAACCACCGGUAGGCCUUCUUCAAUACACCCUUUUUGUUUGUUUUGCACAUUUAUCAAACUAAACACUUUCUCCAUGUCCAGUCAAAACGACAGUGCGCAAAAUUAGAACAUUGUCAUAUCCUCCAGUCAGAUAAUGAAGCAGCCGCCGAUUUCUCUGCAACUCUACAAUCUCCCAGAUCUCCCCGAUCUCCCCGAUUCACAACCCACAAACUCAAAAGAUCAUAUUCUUGCCCCAGAUCUCCGAAUAUAGAUACACCAGCUAUGUCGAAACCAGAAUUGGAUAGCAAUGGUACCGCAACACUCAAGUCAGUUCGCUACUAAAUUUCUUAUGUUGAUAACUUUUACAAUAUAUGGAUUGUUAGCAAGAUUCCUUGUAAUUCCUAUGGCAUCACUUUCACAUCUAUUAUAUUUUGAGGAGCCGGGGUGAUACUAACGCUCCUUUACUCAAAGGUUAGCCCGUGGCAAUAUUUUGGGGAACAACUCAAAUCCUCCUGGGAUAUCUACCGGGCCCACGACGAUGCUAGGAAUACAGAGACGCACCAACACCCCCAAACUGGAGCCAAAUCCUCGAGAAGGCUCAUUGAUUUAUAAAGUGGGCAUAAUUGAACUUCUAGAACAAGAUGAGAGACCAACUUUCAUAAUAGAUGUUUCUAAUCAGGAUAAUUACAUACCGGGCGGUCGCCUACGAGUAGAAUAUGCGAAUGCAUCACUCCGCGCCAUCAGCCCGUUAUUAGAAAUGGUAGCAGGAUUUGCAGAUCUAUCUUCCCCCACUAUUGUCACAAAUGCAUUUCCGGAGUUUAAAGCAUGGGUACUAAGUUUCGUGAGCAAACAAAGCGAAUCUUUAGAUAUAUGCUUACCAUCAUUUUUGUAUGGCGGGUUCAUAUGGAGUUGUUCAACUUUACGAAAACGUCUUCGGGUGAUGAGUGGCAUCAGAGCUCAACUUCCAACAACUAAUUCCACCUCAUCAAACGCAAAUAAUAACAGCUCUGCACAGAAUCAAGGUCCUCUAGUAGUUCAAGACUUGUCAAGCUCAACUGACCUAUUUCCUGAGCGGAACGAUUACUUUGGAGACCUAGCUCCGACUGUACCAGAUCCAAGUCCAGCAGACACACUUGUUUCAAGGUAUCACGUACCACGAAUUGGUGGCUCCUCUUUCGAUUGGACCAGACUUCCGCUGUCUGCAGCAUUACCUAGACAUGUUCAAUUCACCCGUAGUGUCAAUUGGUCGGCAACCCCUCUUGGACCAAUGAAAAACUGGAGUUUUGACCUGAGAGCCAUGUGCAAUCUCAUUAUGGGAAGCCCUCACCCGGCCGCCAUGUACUGGGGAAGUGACUAUACAGCCAUAUAUAAUGAAGCAUAUAUAUUAAUAGCCGGACAAAAGCAUCCCAACUUGAUGGGACAAAGCUACAAAACUGGUUGGGUGGAAAUCUGGGGUGAAAUCGAAGGAGUAUUUUCAAAAGCUAAAUCAUCCGGCCAAGCUACCAUGAAGGAUGAAGAUCGACUUUUCAUCAAGCGAAAUGGUUACCUAGAAGAGUGCUAUUUUGACUGGAGUAUUAUUCCACUAGUCGGGGAAGAUGGUUCUGUAGCCGGGUUAUACAAUCCGGCAUGGGAAAAAACGAGAAGAGUGAUUUCGGAACGUCGUAUGCUUACUCUGCGAGAAGUAGGAGAAAAGACAGCCACCGCCAGAAACAUCAAAGGAUUUUGGUCACAGGUCAUCAAAGCCUUACAGUACAAUCCCUUUGACAUACCAUUUGCUCUUCUCUAUUCGGUCAAUGAGGAUGUCGAUAGUGACAUGAGCUCGCAGCGAUCCUUGAACUCUGGAAGCAUAUCACAAGCUCCUUGUUGUGUGUUAGAGGGAACAAUAGGUGUACCUUCAGGUCAUCAAUCAGCAACCACACCGUUGGAUCUUCACCUCAGUGAAGAUGGGUUUGGUCCAUAUCUGAGAGAAUCUAUGAGGCUUGAUCGACCUGUACUUCUUACUACCGAGGAGGGUACUCUGCCAACGGGACUUAUCGAAGGUCUUGAAUGUGUAGGAUUUGGUGAUCCUUGUCGAGCUGCUGUGAUCAUACCACUUCAUGCCACCAGUAGAGAAUCUAUACUAGGUUUCUUGGUCAUGGGUGUGAACCCCAGAAGACCCUACGAUGAUGAUUAUAGUCUGUUUGUUGAGCUCACGACUCGCCAAUUAGCAACUUCAAUGGCGUCGGUGGUUCUAUACGAGGAAGAAAUUCGCAAAGGCCAGAAAGCAGCACGCAUCGCAGCGCAAGAUCGUCAGGAAUUGUCGGAGCUUGUCAAUCUACGCACUCAAGAAGCGGUGGAAAGUGAAAGCAGAUUUACUCGCAUGGCUGAAAUGGCCCCUGUUGGGAUGUUCAUUGCAAACGCUCAUGGAGAAAUCACAUUCUCUAACGAUGCUUGGUGGGAAAUAUCGCGACAUCCUCGUACAGAAAAUAGCGCAAAGUCAUGGAUGGAUAGUAUAAAAGAAGAAGACCGCGAAGGAGUCGAGGCUACCUGGAACAGGUUAGUUACGCAGAAAGUCAACGUGACAAAAGAGUUUCGUUUCAAAACACCAUGGCAAAGUAAGCAUGCUUUGACUGAUACGUGGGCUCUCAUGAAUUGCACUUCACUGAGGGAUGGAGACAAUAAUUUGAUGAGCAUCUUCGGUUGUAUCACGGACAUAUCGCACCAAAAAUGGGCAGAAGAAUUCCAGAAACGGAAGACGGAAGAGGCUGUCGAGCUUAAACGACAACAGGAGAAUUUCAUCGAUAUGACCAGUCAUGAGAUGCGCAACCCCUUGAGUGCGAUCUUACAAUGCUCGGACGAGAUCACCAGUGCGUUGACUUGUUCUACCAUCAGAAGUCUAGUUUCAAGCAUGCAGAAUGCGGAAACGUCCAAGGAGAUUUCAGAGUACAUCGAAAGUAGUAUUGAUGCGGCCCAGACUAUCGCACUUUGUGCCCAACAUCAGAAACGCAUUGUCGAUGAUAUUCUGACCUUGUCCAAAUUGGACUCGGCGCUUUUGGUCGUGGCGCCUGUCUCGUCACAGCCAGUAUCUGUUGCCAGGCGCGCCAUCAAGAUGUUUGAAGGAGAUAUAGAAAAACAUGGCAUCUCUAUUGAAUUUCAAAUCCAGGACUCAUAUUCUGACCUCAAUAUCAGUUGGGUAAAACUGGAUCCAUCACGGCUUCUACAGGUCCUGAUUAACUUGCUCACGAAUGCUAUCAAAUUCACCACUGGUCAACCGCAACGCUUAAUUGUUGUGAGUAUCGGGGCUACAAAGGAACAUCCGGCAGACAGAGAUACCACUGUCCAGUAUUUCCCUUCCCGCUCAGGUAUUACGGAUUUGGUAAUGGAUGAAGCAGAAUGGGGCACAGGCGAAAAUUUAUACUUGAAAUUUGCAGUUCAAGAUACAGGCAGGGGGCUUGACGAAAAAGAAGUGUCGAUUCUGUUUCAACGAUUUUCGCAAGCAUCUCCACGUACUCACGUCCAAUACGGCGGGUCAGGUCUAGGAUUGUUCAUCUCAAGAGAAUUAACCGAGCUCCAAGGAGGGCAAAUUGGAGUCUCCUCGGAGAAGGGUGUGGGAAGUUGUUUCGCAUUUUACGUGAAAGCUCGCCGAGCCGACCGCACGCCUGAAACGUCACCUCUAUCUUCCCCAACUCGCAACGCCGUUAAUCGGAAGCACUCCCUGCGCACACCGAGUCGCGCAACUGGAGAAAGUACCAAUAACUCAUUUGAAGAGCGUAUACCGACCCAGUACGUAUAUUUAGUGUUUCUUUUUAUCCAUCUGAGACGAAGAACUUCUGAUCCAGCACAUUGCAAUAAUUUCUUGCUGACAUUGAGAUAGAUCCGUACGUGAAGAGCCAAUAAAUAUACCCAGAAUAUCACCUAUCCCAAAGGUAGAUUACAAAAAUAUUACAAUUCUUAUCGUUGAAGAUAAUCUUGUAAAUCAACGCGUUUUGCAAAAACAAUUACAUAGAGCCGGAUUUGUGACAGAAGUUAGCAACCAUGGCUUGGAGGCUUUGCAUAAACUGGAAGCAUCUUCCUUUUGGAAGCAUGGAGAGAACACUGGUGACAGUGGUAACAGAACCAACAUCUCGUGUGUUCUCAUGGAUCUUGAAAUGCCAAUAAGUAUGUGCACAUGCCUUUCACUUUCCUGGAACUUUCGAAUAUAAUGCUUACAAUUCACCUAUUAGUGGAUGGUCUUACUUGUACCAAAAAGAUACGAGCACUAGAAGCUGAUGGAACGAUUGUUCGUCAUGUUCCAAUAAUUGCAGUUACAGCAAAUGCCAGAUUGGAACAAAUUGAGACGGCCCUAGCUACUGGAAUGGUAAAAUCUCCUGUACUUACUCUUUAUCAAAAAGAAUGCCAUUUGUUUGAAUAUGGCUAAUGUUCGAACUUAGGAUGAUGUUGUUUCUAAACCAUUUCGCAUGCCAGAUUUAAUACCUAAAGUUGAAGUAUUAGUUGCGAAAAGUCGAGCUAUACAAAACACAGAAUUACAGUAGUCAUGUAUACAGACCCUAUGGGGUUUUUUAUCUCUGAGAUUUUUUGGAAGAUGCCUUUCAAUGGAGAAAAGGUUAAAAAAUUAGAUGGUCCACAUCAUUGAUUGUUUAUGCAUCAUAAUGGCGUUUGGGAUUUUUGUCUGGAUG